Molecule: messenger RNA, 4400 nt
Organism: Paramecium pentaurelia
Lineage: Eukaryota; Ciliophora; Oligohymenophorea; Peniculida; Parameciidae
Source: the annotation of a GenBank genome assembly
AUGACAGAAGAGAAGAAGAAUUUAAUUUUUGAAUAUAAAGAUGAUAUCAAUGGAAAAGUGCCAGUUAUAUUUUAAUGGAGUUUUGACUUUAAUUUUUUAGUAUGUGGUGGAGAUAGAUCAGUAGUUUAUGUAAUUGAUAAGUAAAUAAUAUGAUAAUAAUAUUAGACGAGGGAAGCGUUUAAAGGAUAUUUAAUUACCAACAAAUAAUAAAUUAUUGUAAUUAGAAUGGGAUAAAGAUAGUGAAUUUAUUUGCAUUGUAUAAGUAUGAAAGAAUCAAAAUUAAAAAAGGAUGGUCUCAAUUAUGUUAAUUUAUGGGCUCCAUUUACAAAUAAUCCAACACUUAUUCAAAUAGAAUUAGAUAAUGUCAAAGCAAAAGUAUCAUAUGCUAGAUGGUCUAAAAGUCAUGGAAUAUUGGCAAUAGGAUCAGAUAAAGGUGGAGUAUUGUUUUAUACAAAAAAAUAAGCGAAAAAAUUACCUACAAUGGGAAAACACAGUAAGAGAAUUAUUAGUGGGGAUUGGAAUAAUGAAGGUUAUUUAAGUAUGUAUUUUUAAUAAUAUUAUUAUAGUAACAAGUGGAGAAGAUAAAUUUUUAACAGUUUCAAAUUAUAAUGCAGAAACUAUAUUUGAAUCUAUUCCUGUUAAAGCUGAAGCUAAAAAUGUACUUUGGUCUAUAUCAAAGACAGAUUCAAGGGAAUAGGUUUAAAGAACAGUAACAGCUAUAAUUCAAUAAAAAACAAUUAUUAUGUUUGAAUUAGGAAAGAAUCAUAAAAUGCCUGAUGAAUUAGUAUUUGAGAAUAAAUAUGGGAAAAUUGUUGAUUAUACAAUCUUUGAUGAUGGAAAUUUGGUUAUAGGAUUCAGUGAAGGUUAUGUUGCCCAUGUUUCUAUUCCCAUAAAAGAAAAUAGUAAACUCUAUGUAUAUUUCAUUAGAGGAGGACGUACGAAAUAAGAAAUUAUUGAAGUAAGUAGAUACUAUCUGUACAAAUGAUAGUCUCUAAAAAUUGGCAGUAGCAGGAGAUGGUUUUAUUAAAAUGGUUAAUCUUCAAUCUUGGGAAGAAAUAACUGCAGAAUAAAUUAAAUUACCAAAUGAUUGUGGUCGUGUAUCUAAAAUGUAAUAUUUAUAUUAUAUCUAUAAAGGGCUUGGAGUUCAAAUGGAUUAAUCUUAAUUGUCUCAACUGAAAAAGGGAAUUUAUUUGGAUACUAAACAUCAAUACCAACAUUAACAGCUACUUAUAAAUCUAUGAUUGCAUUACAAUAAUCAUUUACACAAAUCAAAAUCUAUUCAACUUAAGACUAAUCAUUAACAGAAAAAGCUACUCUUUUUUUAGAGAAUGAACCUAAUUAAAUUUCUAUGAGUAUGAAAUAUUUUGCUGCUGGUCUCAAUAAUAUGGUUUAUUAUUAUAACUAUUUGGAAUUAAAAAGUAAAAAAGAUGAUACUUCUCCAUCAUCUAUUAUUUUGAAAAUGGAUUAUUUAGGAUAUGUAAAUUAAAUCAUUUUAAAUAAUGAAUUUGCUGCUAUCUUAAGUAAUAAUGUUUGUACAUUCCAUAAAAUUGAACAAGCAGGUGAUUUUAUUAAAUAGUAAUCUAUCUAUUAUAAUUAAAUAGAUAAUUCCCUGCUAAUGAUUAAGAAAAACCUAUCUUACAUAUUGGAUUAACUAGACAUUUUCUAUUUUUAUUAGAUUCUUAAUCUAAAAUCAGAGUCUAUAAUGUCCUUGAAAAAUAAUUUAUUAUUGAAUUCAAAAAUGAUUACAAUUUAACCAAAAUCUUUCCAAAUCUUAGUGGAACAAGAUCCAUUUGCAUUAAUAAUAAAGGUUAAGGCUUUUUAUUUGAAACAUCUCUUGAAAUAUUGACUUAAAUAUCUGUUUAUCCAGAAAAAACAGAGAGAAUCAUUUGGGAUCAAUAGGAUCCUAAUUUAUUUGUGACAUAAGAAGAUAAUCAACUUACUACUUAUAUAGUUAAUAAAAAUAAUUUAAAAUAAGAAAUGGUACAUCCAGUAUUUGAAUAUUUGUCUAUUGAAGAUUUACAUAAGCCAACAGAUCCAUCAGUAACUAAAAUAGAAAAAGGAGUUUAAGUCUUAAGUUUAACAAAUGGUACUUUAAAAUGUUUUACAAUGACAAGAAAUGUUAUAGGUUAACCAUUACUUAGUCAUUCUUAUUUGACUUAAUACAAAGGAUCCAGUGAUACAAUUGAUGGUCAUUUUAGAUAUUUUUUAUAAAAUCUAGCUCUAUUUAAAUUUGCUAAUGCACAUAAAGCAGCUGUGAAUUUAAAGAAUCUAAAAUUAUUUGAUACUUUUGGUAGAAGAUGUUUGGAAAAUCUAGAAUUUGAUGUUGCUUAAAAAGCAUUUCAAUCUGCCAACAAUAUAUCUAUGGUUAUGAUGAUAUAAAGUUUUAAGCAUGAAACUGAAAAGACUUUAUUAUUUGCAUAUGUAGCCAUGAUUUUGGGAUAACAUGAUUUAGCAUAAGAUCUAUUCUUAAAAUCAUCUUAUAGAUUAGGAGCUUUAGAAUUAAGAAGUGAUAUCUAAGAUUAUGUGAAUGCUUUAUCUUUAGCUAAGAAAAUAGCACCAGAAUAAGAACCAUUCAUAUGCAAAAGACUAGGAAUCUAAAUAGAAACAUAAGGAAAUAAUCCAGAAGCAGUUAAAAUGUAUGAGAUGGCUAUGUUGGAUGAGAAACUUCAUGAUUCUAAAACAGUUGAGAUUCAUAAUUAAUAAUGUGUUGCUGGUAUUGCUCGUUGUUCAAUAAAAAUGGGUGAUAUUUUAAGAGGAUCAAGUCUUUCAAGACAAAUUUCAGAUCAUUUAAUUUUAUAGGAAAUUGCAUUAGUGUGUGAGAAUAUGAAAUUUCAAGUUGAAGCUGCUGAACUUUAUGAAUAAGCAGGUUGUAUAGAGAAGGCAGCUACUAUUUAUAUCACAUAAAAGAUGUUCAAAUAGGCUGCACCUUUAAUGAAUAAAGUGAAAUCUCCAAAGUUGUUGAUUUUAUAUGCAAAGGCAAAAGAGAGUGAAGGAGCCUUUAAAGAAGCAGAGAAUGUUUAUGAGAAAGCUGAAGAUUGGGAAAAUGUUGUUAGGUUAAAUUUAAAUUAAUUAAAUAAUAUAGAAAGAGCAAAAUUCAUAUUACGUAAUAAAUGUAAAACUGUGACACUUGCAUUAAUGGUUGCAUAAUAUUGUGAAAGAAGAGGAUCUAAAGCAGAAGCUGUUGAAUUCUUGAUUUUGGCAGAGAAAAAAGAGUAGGCGUUUGCUUUGGCUUAAAACUUCAAUGAAAUGGAUUCUUAUGUAGAACAUAUGAAGGCAUUUUCAUUAGAAGAACGUUUAUAAGUUGCUUAAUAUUUUGAAGGCAAAAAUUAAUUAGAUAAAGCUGCAUUUCAUUAUGAGAAAGCAUAGGAUCCACUAAAAGCUUUAAGAUUAUAUUAAUAAGCAGGAGAAGAGUUUAUUAAUGAUAUGAUAGAUUUAGUUGCACGUAAUAAAUAGGAUAAUCUAAUAUAAAAUUUAUCAGAUUAUAUUAAUGGAGAUACUGAUGACAUUCCUAAGGAUCCCAUUUAUUCAUUGAAAUUAUAAAAAGCUAUUGGUAAUUUAUAAGCAGUUGGAAGGAUUGCAAUUACUAUUGCAGCAUCAGAAUAGGAAUGUGGUAAAUAUAAAGAAGCUCAUCAAUUUUUAUAUGAAACUUGUGAUGACUUGAAAUCUAGUGGAAAUUAGAUACCAUUUGAUUUAUAUUAAAAAUUGAUGACUUUACAUUCAUAUACAUUAGUUAAAAAGAUUAUGAAAUUAGAAGAACAUGAAGAUUUAGCAAAAUUAUUAGAUAGAGUAUGUAAAAGUAUUAGUUAAUUUCCUAAUGGUGCAACAAAUAUCUUAACAAUGGCUGUAAUAGAAGCCACAAAAGCUAAUUAUAAGUAAUUAUUUGAAUUUAAUUAUAGAUCAUUAGCAUAUUAAUGGGCUAUUACGUUAAUGAAAUAAGAAUAUAGAUCUUAGAUUAAUGAGAAAUUUAAAACAAAAAUAGAAAAUAUUGCAAGAAAACCAAUAAAGGAAGAAAUUCCAGAUAAGAAAACACCUUGUCCAUUUUGUGGAGUAUAAAUAUAUCUAAAAAGUAUAGGAAUUUGUAUCUGAAUUUUGUUUAGAUUGUCCAAAAUGUUCAAAUAAUAUACCAUUUUGUAUUGCAUCAGCAAAGUAAUUAAAUAGAUAAUCAAUUUUAGACAUAUAGUAGCUGAACAAUGUUGUUUCUGUCCUGAAUGCAAAUUUCCUGCUAAUAUCUAAUACUUUAGGAGAAUACUUGAAAUUGAGCCUAUUUGCCCACUUUGUCAAAAGUAAGUAAGACCUCAAGAUUUAAAGGAAGUAUGAAAUAUGAUAGAAAAUAAUAGAUUACAAAAGAAGAAGUACUUAAGUUAAAGAGGAAGGCUGUAGUUGAUGAAAAAAAAUAAUGA